AUGAGACUCCCCGCUCAGCUGGCGAAAGUCGAAGGCAUACAGCAUGCGCUCUAUGCCGACGACAUCCCCAUAUGGGCGUCACACGGCCCGGCAGGAGACAUGGAGGCAAGCCUGCAGCAAGCGGCGGACAUCGUGGAUGACUAUGCCCGUCGCUGCGGCCUUCAGUGCUCCCCGUCCAAAUCAGAAUUCGUGCACAUACGCCCAUCGCGUAAGUGCACCACAAAAAUUGACCUCUCCCUUCACAGCGGACCCAUACCCGAACGCGACGAGAUUAGAGUACUGGGGCUCUUUAUACAUAAAAAUCGCAGAGCAGACACAACAUUGGCCAAAUUGCGUAAGGUGGGGGACCAGGUGGGCCGGAUGGUCCGCCGGGUUUCCAACAAGCGCGGGGGUUUGCGAUGCAAAGACGCCUUGCGGCUGGCGCAUGCAUUCGUAACCAGCCGAGUCCUGUACUCGGCUCCAUACCUCCACCUACGCAAAUUCGACGAGAAUGCACUCGAAGUCAUUCCCCGCAAAAUCUACAAGCGCGCCCUCGACCUUCCUGUCAGCACAUCUAAACAGCGCCUUCUGGGCGUGGGAAUGGUGAACACCUUCAAGGAGCUUCGAGAGGCGCACUUGACUAACCAAUAUACUAGACUCUCUAAAACACCGUCGGGUCGCCGCCUCCUUGCCCGACUACACAUCAAUCAUUCAAUACAUACGGAAGAGCGCGUACAGAUUCCAGAAAUUUGGCGAUACUCCCUGCACGUGCGCCCUCUUCCGGCUAACAUGACCUGA
Messenger RNA from Rhipicephalus sanguineus (brown dog tick), 777 nucleotides. RefSeq lists its product as uncharacterized. NCBI's taxonomy places the organism in Eukaryota, Metazoa, Arthropoda, Arachnida, Ixodida, Ixodidae. The transcript has a single exon. The record is from RefSeq and is a predicted model, not a curated record. The coding region runs from base 1 to 777 and encodes 258 amino acids.